AUGGCCGACUAUCAGUACGGCGGCUCCGAGGAGGAGAAUGCGGAGCUUCGAAAAUUCGAGGCCGAGCUGCAUGAUGAUCCUGACAACUUUGAAACCUGGGAGAAGCUGGUUCGCGCCGCAGAGGCCCUUGAAGGUGGAAUCAAUCGCAAUUCCAACCCACAGGCCAUUACAACCGUCCGCGCAAUUUAUGAUCGCUUUCUUGCAAAGUUUCCUUUGUUGUUUGGAUACUGGAAGAAGUAUGCAGACCUCGAAUUUUCCAUUGCCGGUACCGAGGCCGCUGAGAUGACCUAUGAACGUGGCAUUGCCAGUAUCUCUCCAUCGGUUGAUCUCUGGGCCAACUAUUGCUCAUUCAAGACAGAGACUUCACACGAUUCCGACAUCAUUCGAGAGCUUUUUGAACGGGGUGCAAGCAGUGUGGGCCUUGAUUUCCUCGCUCAUCCUUUCUGGGACAAGUACAUUGAGUUUGAAGAACGUCUUGAGGCUCAUGACAAGAUCUUUGCCAUUCUUGGGCGGGUCAUCCAUAUCCCAAUGCAUCAGUAUGCUCGCUACUUCGAGCGUUACCGUCAGAUGGCGCAGACCCGCCCUUUGGCUGAGCUCGCACCGGCGGAGACCAUGGCCGCAUUCCGCGCCGAAAUCGAGGCUGCAUUGUCUCAAUCGGUUGCUGGCCCCAAGGCUGAUGCCGAAAUCGAACGUGAUCUCCGGUUGCGCGUGGACAGUCAUCACCUGGAGAUUUUCACCAAUACUCAAACCGAAACGACCAAACGCUGGACCUUUGAGUCGGAGAUCAAGCGUCCCUAUUUCCAUGUCACUGAGCUCGAUGAAGGUCAGUUGGCGAACUGGAAAAAGUAUCUUGACUUUGAGGAAGCUGAGGGUUCAUUCCCCCGGAUUCAGUUCCUGUAUGAGCGGUCCCUGGUUACUUGUGCCCAUUACGAUGAAUUCUGGCUUCGUUACGCUCGCUGGAUGGCUGCGCAGCCGGACAAAGAAGAUGAGGUGCGAAUCAUCUAUCAGCGUGCCGCAUAUCUCUACGUUCCAAUCGCAAAUCCCACCGUCCGGCUCCACUACGCCUACUUCGAGGAAAUGUCGGACCGCGUGGACGUAGCAAAGGAUAUUCACAUGGCCAUUCUCAUGUGUCUUCCCAGCCACGUCGAAACUAUUACUUCACUUGCCAAUCUGUGCCGUCGUCACGGAGGUCUCGAAGCGGCUAUUGAAGUUUACAAGACCCAGUUGAACUCCCCAGAGUGCGAAAUGGCCACAAAGGCUGCUCUCGUUGCCGAGUGGGCCCGACUUUUGUGGAAAAUUAAAGGCGCUCCUGAUGAGGCUCGCAAGGUCUUCCAUGAGAACCAGCAAUACUACCUCGACAGCCGCCCCUUCUGGGCAAGCUAUCUUGUCUUUGAAAUUGAACAGCCCACUAGCGCAACCACCGAGUCGGUUCAGUAUGAACGUAUCAAGCAGGUCAUCGCUGACAUCCGGUCCAAGAGCGUUCUGCAAGUUGACGCCGUCAAGGCACUUGUGCAGAUUUACAUGGCGUACCUUCUUGAAAGAGGCACGAAAGACACUGCCAAGGAGUACAUGACCCUGGAUCGAGAAAUCCAUGGCCCUUCAUCCGUGGCUGUUGUUCGGACCGGCGGCCCUGUGGCAGUUUACCCCACCCCUUCUGACGGACAGAUCGCUCCAGUUCCUAUCAUGCAGACCAUUCCUGACGACGCCGCCGCCGCUCAGGCUCAGGCCUAUUAUCAGCAACCCCCGGCCAAUGGUGUCAGCGCGUAA
Penicillium paradoxum is the source of this 1767-nucleotide messenger RNA. Its product is annotated as putative mRNA splicing protein (Prp39). The transcript has 4 exons. Gene Ontology annotation, cellular component: U1 snRNP; commitment complex; U2-type prespliceosome. The record is from RefSeq and is a predicted model, not a curated record. Gene Ontology annotation, molecular function: protein binding. Gene Ontology annotation, biological process: mRNA 5'-splice site recognition; RNA processing. Lineage: Eukaryota; Fungi; Ascomycota; Eurotiomycetes; Eurotiales; Aspergillaceae. Bases 1 to 1767 code for a protein of 588 amino acids.